Molecule: messenger RNA, 2191 nt
Organism: Acanthopagrus latus (yellowfin seabream)
Lineage: Eukaryota; Metazoa; Chordata; Actinopteri; Spariformes; Sparidae
Exons: 15
Coding region: 161-1768 (535 amino acids)
Biological process (GO): protein N-linked glycosylation
Cellular component (GO): endoplasmic reticulum; endoplasmic reticulum-Golgi intermediate compartment; Golgi stack
Molecular function (GO): acetylglucosaminyltransferase activity
Source: RefSeq, a predicted model, not a curated record
CGUGUACCAGUGGCAUUCUAUUGUGUCUUAGGCCUUUGGGGCUGGGAAGUCACACCUGUACAUCUCCUGCACUUGACCUGAACAGCGCACAUCCACCUGCUGCCUGAUGGUGUGGAUAUCUGCAACAAGCCGGUAGACAAAACCGGGCGGAAUAAAUGAAAUGAGGAUUUUCUCUCUGAGAUUCGGAUGUCUGCUGGUGUUCGCGUGUUUUGCGUCGUUUACUUGGAUCAAAUCAAUCCCCGGUGAUGUAGGUUCCACAGUAUUGCCAGAGCUGCAGACUCUGCACAAGCGUCUGUUAGUAGCUGAGGAGCUGGGAGGGCAGGUUAGCAGGGAUCUCAGCUGCAUCCUGGAACAGCUGAGGAACAUCUCUAAAGCUGCCAACAUCACGCAUCUGACCAGUAACACCACCACCAACACCACCCCCACAGAAACAAUAAGGCAGCCAGGUGGUUCAGACCGACAGUUGUUCCUCCUGCCCAACAUUUACCUCUUCAUGCCCCAUCUCAGACAACAUCCCGGCAGUCUCCUACCUAAUGUAGUCGUAGGAAAGGGCCGCCAUGGAGUGUCCAUUGUGAUUGGCAUUCCUACAGUGAAGCGUGAGAUGCAGAGCUACCUGGUCAACACACUAAGCUCUCUGUUCUACAGCCUGACUGCCUCGCAAUGGCAAGACCUCCUCGUGAUUGUCUUCGUUGCUGAGGCAGAUUCAGACUAUGUGAGCCACAUUGCAGAGACCAUCAAGAAAAAUUUUCCUAAGGAGGUGCAGUACGGCUUGUUGGAGGUUGUCUCUCCUUCAGAGUAUUACUACCCUGACUUCAGUCGCCUCAAAGAGACCUUUGGAGACUCCACGGACAGAGUCAAAUGGCGAACAAAGCAGAUUCUGGACUUCAGCUUCCUUAUGCUCUAUGCUCAGGACAAAGGAACAUAUUAUGUUCAGUUAGAGGAUGAUGUUAUUGCAAGGGCGGGCUACUACAAUGACAUGAAGACCUUCACCACCCAGGAAGCCUCCAAGGAAUGGCUCUUCCUGGAGUUCUCUAAACUUGGAUUUAUAGGCAAGAUGUUUCGAACCCAUGACCUCCCAUUGAUUGUAGAGUUCUUCCUCAUGUUCCAAAGAGACAAACCCAUCGACUGGCUGCUAGAUCACAUUUUGUGGGUGAAAGUAUGCAACCCAGAAAAAGACGCACAAGACUGUAAUAGACAGAAGGCAUUGCUCAAGAAGAGGUACAAGCCCUCCCUCUUCCAGCAUGUAGGCCUGCACUCCUCUCUGCCUGGGAAAUUACAGCAUCUGAAGGAUAAAGACUUUGGGAAGGAGAUUCUGUACCAGGCCCACAAUAACCCGGCUGCAAAGCUGAGCAGCAGUCUGAAACAUUACCAGCAGCACAGUCUGGAGAGGGCAUACAAAGGAGAGGACUUCUUCUGGGCCUUAACACCCACCAAAGAUGACUACAUACUUUUCACCUUCCCACAGCCAAUUUACAUGUCUGGGUACCUGUUUCGCAGUGGAAAUAUCAAGACAAGUGGGGAUAAAUUCUACAACACAACAGUAGAAGUGCUGCCCAGCGAUCUGUCAGCACAAGGCAAACUCCUGACUGGCUCGCCCUCUGCCUACAAACAAUCUGAUAAGGGCUUCAUCAUCGUUGGGGCAUUUGAGAAUGGAAUAGCUGAGCAUGACAUUGAAGAAGCACUGCAGCCGAUCUCUGCAGUGCGACUGGUGGUCCAGUCUGAUGCUGACGUCUGGGCUCUACUGAGUGAGAUACUCAUUAAAGUUUGAGGAGCACAGGGGACACACACACCUUCCAUCAACCACUAAAUGCUGCACCUGAACAAUCUGCUCCCCCUGCUGGACAAAGACUUUCAUGAGAGGAACUGUUUGUUUUUUUUGUUUUUUUUAAGUUUUACACGAUGUGCCUACACAUGACUGUGGGUGCAGUUUACUUUCAUUUCCAGUUAUUGCGUUAUGACGGUUGGAAGAGCUUUCACUUCUUGAACUGACCACAUUGCAAGCUCAGCACAUCCGUUCAGAAACACUCCACUCAUCAGAUCAUUAACAGAACUGUAGAGUUUCUUCAUGAGUAAUUUAUUACAUUGUACUUUGUUCUAACAGAUAAAUGAAUAAAAAUAUCCAGUACUGUCUUGUCUUUUGAGUAUAACUGGCAGGUUUUUGGGGUUUUUUUUAAACUUUUAUUUGCAUGAA